Terrapene triunguis (Three-toed box turtle) is the source of this 824-nucleotide messenger RNA. It is a transcript of the gene RNPC3, whose product is annotated as RNA binding region (RNP1, RRM) containing 3. Gene Ontology annotation, cellular component: U12-type spliceosomal complex. The annotation marks the transcript as partial. Gene Ontology annotation, biological process: mRNA splicing, via spliceosome. Lineage: Eukaryota; Metazoa; Chordata; Testudines; Emydidae. The transcript has 7 exons. Gene Ontology annotation, molecular function: pre-mRNA intronic binding; U12 snRNA binding. The record is from RefSeq and is a predicted model, not a curated record.
GUGCUGCACCUUAUGAAUAAAAUGAAUCUACCCCCUCCCUUUGGACCCGUUACUGCUCGACCACCCAUGUAUGAAGAAUAUUUACCAGCACCUGUGCCGCCGCCGCCUAUCCCACCACUGCCUCCGGAGGAGCCUCCUUUGCCUGAAGAAGAGGAAGAUCAGGAAUCUAGCAGAGAAGAAUCUGAAUAUGAAAGUGCUGAUGAGGAAGAAAAGGAGAGAAUGACUAAAUUGAUGGAAUUAGCAGCCAUUCAGCCUAAAAGACCAAUAUCCACAAAGCAGCGUAGUGUGAGAAAAAAGCAAAAGAUAAAAGACUUGCUGAAUGCUCCCACAUCUGCUCCCCACAGUAAUCUGCACCCUACACUAUCACCUUCGGAUGUGUUUGAGCAGCCACAAUCUGUUGGUCAUAAAAAAAUUAAGUUCCAAAUUUCUGCAGACAUUCCGGAUGUUCUUCAGAAAAGCUUAGAGAGAGACCAAAACAAUGAUCUUUAUGCAACUUCAGAAGAAAUAACUAAUGCAGGAUUUGGAAAGAUCUUCCCAGCUCCUAGCUCUAAUGAUAAAGAGGACACAGAAGAAGAAGAAGAUGAUGAUGAAAUACCAUCAGAAUUUGUUUCUAGAAGGGAAUUGGAAAAAGGCAGACUUUCUAGAGGAGAAAUGGAAAAACUUUCCAUUUUCAAAAACUAUGAGCCAGGUGAUCCAAACUGCAGGAUUUAUGUGAAGAAUUUGUCAAAACAAGUUCAAGAAAAGGAUCUCAAGUUUAUUUUUGGAAGAUACGUUGACUUUCAAUCAGAAACUGAACGAAUUAUGUAAGUUAUUUCAAUUUCUUG